This is a messenger RNA of Ziziphus jujuba (common jujube), 1067 nucleotides long. Its product is annotated as adrenodoxin-like protein 2, mitochondrial. Gene Ontology annotation, molecular function: 2 iron, 2 sulfur cluster binding. The transcript is spliced from 8 exons. Gene Ontology annotation, biological process: P450-containing electron transport chain. The record is from RefSeq and is a predicted model, not a curated record. Bases 246 to 839 code for a protein of 197 amino acids. Lineage: Eukaryota; Viridiplantae; Streptophyta; Magnoliopsida; Rosales; Rhamnaceae. Gene Ontology annotation, cellular component: mitochondrion.
AAAAUUAAAAGGAGAGAAAUAACGUUCGGGACUUCAAUGCCUCCACACGAACGACGAACCACCUCGACAAACGACACCCGAACAUUCUAGGUAGCCACGAACGACGGACGACAGUCCACAACGACGCUUGAGAAGUCAGAACGAGGCCACAAACCUCGCCGGCCUCCACAAAAAAAAACUUCCACAGUCCACACCUGGCUUCUCAGUUCCGUGUGGAAGUAGGGAUUUUGCAAGGCGUUUCAAUUAUGUUUUUUCCCAAACUGUCAAGAGUUGGAAUUCGAAUGGUGAAAGAACUCACCAGAGGAAAAACUGUCAGCUUAAUUAGAGCUGGUUAUAUACACAGGCCUUACAGGGAAUACUUGCCUAAGUUGUUUGAAAAGCAGUCAGAAACUUUGGUUUCUUCUGGAGCCAUCUUUCAGAAGUAUCAUCAUUUUUCUACAACUGUGGAAGGUUCUUCAGAGGAAGGGAGCAAACAGGAAAAGAAGAUAUCUGUUACGUUUGUUGAUAAGGAUGGAGAGGAGCAUCACAUUAAGGUUCCAGUUGGAAUGUCUAUGUUAGAAGCUGCUCAUGAAAAUGAUAUAGAACUUGAAGGAGCAUGCGAAGGCUCGCUUGCCUGCUCAACAUGUCAUGUGAUCGUGAUGGACAUGGAGCAUUAUAAUAUGCUAGAAGAACCAACUGAUGAGGAGAAUGAUAUGUUGGAUCUCGCUUUUGGGCUGACGGAGACAUCUCGUCUGGGCUGUCAGGUGAUUGCGAAGCCGGAACUAGAUGGAAUUCGUUUAGCUAUUCCUGCUGCUACUAGAAACUUUGCUGUUGAUGGGUAUGUUCCAAAACCUCACUAGAGAUGACACACCAAAACUGGAAAAAGAGUUGGUUACAGUUUGGCGGAUUUUACUUUUGUAGCCUUAUGUGUUGUAUUAGAUCAAUGUUACAUCCAUUGAUCCCGUAUUUUUUGUCAAAAAAAUUUUGGUUUUUAGAAUUGAUCACUGCUUCGAAGUAUGUAGCUGAGCUGCUGUAUAACAUUAGCUUAAUAGUUACACUUGAUUAAGGAAAUAAUUGAUUUUUAUUUA